This is a messenger RNA of Acaromyces ingoldii, 1583 nucleotides long. RefSeq names its product putative alcohol dehydrogenase. The record is from RefSeq and is a predicted model, not a curated record. Lineage: Eukaryota; Fungi; Basidiomycota; Exobasidiomycetes; Exobasidiales; Cryptobasidiaceae. The transcript has 2 exons. Gene Ontology annotation, molecular function: oxidoreductase activity. Bases 414 to 1484 code for a protein of 356 amino acids.
CACGUUGCUUUCCGACGUAGACGGGGUGGGCAGGGCGCUCGAGGCCUGUCGGGUGGCCAGGCUCAAGGGCAUGUUUGUACUGUGAUAGAGUCUGCAUCAAGUAUGGAAUCAAAUUGCAACAUCAGGUUACAAGGGCUUGUUACCGGCAUGCAAGUGCAAUCCAGUCCAAGAGGCUGAAGUUGAUGCGAAUAUUUGUUCAUGGUUGUCUAUCCAGUCAGGGCCCAAAAGAAAAAUCACAAACCUCCACCUCGGUUGAGGAAGAAGCACCUUUUUGGUGGAGAGGUGUUCAUGGUACCGUGACCCGGGGAAUGACGCUAUUAAAUUCGCCACCUUCCAGCUCUGAGAGACCUAACACCACACGAGUGCUACCUCCUUAAUUUGCGUCCAUCAGCGUACAAAAUCCAACCUUUAGCAUGUCGCAGCAAGAGCACCAGUUCUGGCAACUCCCUGCGCCCAACGCUCGAGGCUCCUUCGACAGCCUUGCGCUUCAGACGGGCCCUACGCCCAAGCCCGGACCGGGCGAGGUGCUCGUCGCCGUCAAGGCGGCCAGCCUCAAUUUUCGAGACCUCAUCAUCGCCCUUGGCAAGUAUCCGCUGGAUAAAAAAGAUGCCCCGACGAUUCCCGCCUCGGAUGGCGCAGGCGAGGUCGUCGCCGUGGGGGAGGGCGUGACCAAGUUUAAGCCAAAGGACCGCGUCGCAGCCAUCUUCAACGCCGGCCACCAGCGGGGCAGCACGCCCAACCGGGCCGAGAAACGGACUGGGCUUGGUGGCAGCAUCGAUGGAAUGCUAUCCCAGUAUCGAGCCCUACCCGAGACUGCCCUUGUCCACAUUCCCCAGCACCUCUCGUGGGAGGAGGCAGCCACCCUGCCCUGCGCUGCUGUGACGGCCUGGAAUGGUCUCUUUGGUCUUCCGUCCAAUGUCCUCCAGCCCGGCGAGACAGUCGUGUGCGAAGGUACCGGCGGCGUCUCCGUCUUUGGCGCCCAAUUUGCCAUUGCCGCCGGCGCAAAGGUCGUCAUCACAUCGUCGUCUGACGAAAAGCUGGACCGUGUGCGGAAGCUUUUUUCCCAGGAGAAACAGGCGCUCCUCACCACGGUCAAUUACAAAACGAACCCGGACUGGGACAAGGAAGUGCUCAAGGUGUCUGGCGAAGAAGGGGCCGCGCACGUGCUCGACGUCGGCGGCCCAGGUACGCUCGAAAAGGCCUUCAACACCAUCCGGCCCGGUGGCGUUGUGAGCGACAUUGGCUUCGUUGGAAAGGGCGAGGUCCCCAACCUCUCGGCACUCGUGUUGGGCACGACAUCCGUCUACAGGGGUAUUCUUGUCGGAUCGAGGGAAAUGUUCGAGCAGAUGAACGCCGCCAUUGACGUACACAAGCUCAAACCCCUCGUCGACAAGGUCUUUGACUGGAAGGACGCUAAAAAGGCUUACGAAUACCAGUGGAGCGGUUCACACGCCGGCAAGGUUGUCAUUCGGAUUGGCAGUUAAAUUAGUCACGCUCUUACAAGAGAAAGGGUGGAUGACGGCGACUUUGGCUGCGUCUUUCGUCCUGUGUGUGGUAGCUUGACCUUAAAAUAAUCGGACGAA